CCCACGUGCUGUCACUAAAACUUGUCAUAUUUUUAAGGUGCUGUUAGAACAUCUUGCUUAUGUGAUUCUCUUUAAGUCCAACCUCAUACAAAACACAAAUGAUGAGCAGCAUAACAACAUUACUUCUUUGGUUCUUUUUUACAUCCCACAUGAUAACUGUCACAUCAACAGACAGUUUAGCAAUGAGUCAAUCUAUUCGAGAUGGCGAAACGUUAAUCUCGGCCGGCCGAAAUUUUGAACUGGGUUUCUUUAGCCCCGGAACUUUAACAAGUCGAUAUUUGGGUGUGUGGUACAGAGCUUCAUCAGGGAAUGCAACAAUUGUGUGGGUGGCAAACAGAGAAAACCCCCUUCACAACAAGUUAGGAGCUUUAAGGUUAAACAACAAGGGGAUUCUUGAGCUUCUUAGUAACACAAAUAAAACCAUUUGGUCAUCCAACAUCAUAGCAAGCAAAACCAAAGCCAUGAGUAGCUCAUUUGUACAACUCUUGGAUACAGGAAAUCUUGUAGUGAAAAAUGGACAAGAUACUAAUAAUGAGGACAAUCCUUUGUGGCAAAGUUUCGAUUAUCCUGGCGACACAUUGAUGCCAGGAAUGAAGGUUGGAUUGAACUUUGUUACUGGGAAGAAUGCAUCUCAAUCAUGCUGGAAAAGCGACGAGGAUCCUGCUGUGGGAGAAUAUUCUCUCAAAUUUGAUCCUAGAGGAUAUCCACAAUUGAUGCAGAUGAAAAGAUCUGCAAUAAGUAUCAGACGAGGGUCAUGGAAUGGCCGUUAUUUUACUGGAUCUCCAGCUGAGGACAUGCAUGAAUUUAAAACUGAUUUUGUGUUCAACAAAGAAGAGGUCUCUUAUGAGUUUGAAAUUCUUGAUAGAUCAAUCUUCUCUGUAUUCAAAAUGGACCCUUCUGGGAAUACACAAAUUAUGGUUUGGGAAAUUCAAACAAGAAUUCCAGUGGAAGUUUCCAUGAUCAAUGGACCAAAUGCAUGUAAAAGUUAUGCAUUUUGUGGUCAAAAUUCUUGGUGCUUUAUGGAUGGCAAUUUUGCUGUAUGCCAAUGCAUGAAAGGUUAUACUCCCAGGUUUCCUGAACAAUGGAAUACAUCACAGUGGUCUGGUGGUUGUGUUAGAAAGACUCCAUUGAAGUGUAAUGAUACAAAUGGAUUCUUCAGGUAUGAGUACAUGAAAAUGCCGGACACAUCUUCUUCAUGGUUUAGCGAGACCAUGAACCUCGAGGAAUGUGGAAACUCAUGCCUGAAAAAUUGUUCAUGUGUUGCAUAUGCAAGUUUGGAUAUCCGAAAUGGAGGAACUGGUUGUCUACUUUGGUUUGAUUAUCUUGUUGAUGUGAUGCAAUUUUUUAAGGCCGGUCAAGAUCUUUAUAUUAAAGUCCCUGCAUCAGAAUUAGAUAUUGACCAUGGACACAACAAGAAAAUCAAAGUGGGAAUUGCAGCUGGUGUCAUUGUCUUCGGAUUAAUCACAAUUGUCAGCAUAAUGAUAAUUACAAAACCAGGGGCAACAAGGAUUUUAUGCAGAAGGUGGCAACGACGAGAAAACAUUGAUCUACCAACAUUUGAUUUCUCAAUCCUAGCUAAAGCUACAGAAAACUUUUCAAGUUGCAACAAACUUGGAGAGGGUGGUUUUGGACCAGUAUACAAGGGCACGUUGUCAGAUGGUCAACAUUUAGCUGUGAAAAGGCUUUCAAAAAAGUCUACACAAGGAUUGGAGGAGUUUAAAAAUGAAGUGGUAUUGAUAGCCAAACUUCAACAUCGCAAUCUUGUGAAACUUCUUGGUUGUUGCAUUCAAGGAGCAGAGAAAAUAUUAAUCUAUGAAUACAUGCCUAACAAAAGCUUGGACUACUUUGUUUUUGAUGAAAUAAGGAGGAAGCUACUCAAUUGGCAUAAGCGUUUCGAUAUUAUUAGUGGCAUUGCUCGUGGACUUCUUUAUCUUCAUCAAGAUUCUAGACUAAGGAUUAUUCACAGAGAUCUAAAAACCAGCAAUAUUUUAUUAGAUGCAAAUAUGAAUCCAAAAAUAUCAGACUUUGGUCUAGCAAGAACAUUCUUAGGAGACCAAGCAGAGGAUAAGACAGACAGAGUAGUUGGAACAUAUGGCUAUAUGCCUCCGGAGUAUGUAGUGCACGGACAAUACUCAAUGAAAUCAGAUGUUUUUAGCUAUGGUGCAAUUGUAUUAGAGUUGAUAAGUGGGAAGAAAAAUAGACAGUUCUCGGAUCCAGAACACAACCUUAAUCUUCUUGGGCAUGCUUGGAGAUUAUGGUCUAAUGAGAGGCCAUUGGAACUAUUAGAUGAAGUAUUAAAGGAAGGAUGCACCCGUUCUGAAGUCAUACGAUGCAUACAAGUGGGUCUGUUAUGUGUGCAGCAAAGACCAGCAGAUAGACCAGACAUGUCAUCAGUGGUUCUAAUGCUAAAUGGUGAGAAGUUGUUGCCGAAGCCAAAAGUUCCCGGGUUUUAUAAUGACAGAAGUGUCACACUUGAAACAGAUUCUUUGUUGAAGAAUUACACAUCAUUUUCAACCAAUGAAAUUUCCAACACAAUGUCAGAUCACAAGUUGAUUCAUAGCACUUUUUUUCUUCCAUUGGUUGUGGCAAUUACAUUAGGGAAUGCAUUUGGUGGGAGACUUUCAACCUCCUAUGUAUGUGCUCAUGCUGCUGAAGGACAAUCAUACAAUGCAUAUGUAGUUUUUGCUAAAACCAUCUUCCGUGGUCACCGUUUAGAAGUUCUACAAAUGAUUGAAAACUUAAGGAUGCUGCUUAUUUCAUUACUUCUCAUGUCCUGCAUGAGAACAAUCACUUCAAGAGACAGUUUAGAAGUAGGUCAAUCUAUCCAAGAUGGUGAGACUUUGGUUUCUGCUGGUGGAAGCUUUGAAUUGGGUUUCUUUAGUCCUGGGAUUCCAACAAAUAGAUACUUAGGUGUGUGGUACAGAGAUGCAUCAGGGAAUUCAACAGUUGUGUGGGUGGCAAACAGAGAGAUACCAAUUCAAAGUAACUCAUCAGGUGUUUUGAGACUAAGCAAGAAGGGGAUUCUACAGCUUCUGAAUGGCACUAACAGCACCACUUGGUCUUCCAACACCUCAGACAACACUUUGGGGAGCUCAAUUGCACAACUCUUGGAUUCGGGAAAUCUUGUAGUGAAAAAUGGACAAAGUACAGAGGAGAAAAACUUUUUAUGGCAAAGUUUUGAUUAUCCAUGUGAUACACUGAUGCCAGGAAUGAAGCUUGGAUUGAACUUAGUUACUGGUUUUGACAUAUCUAUGUCAUCCUGGAAAAGUGCAGAGGAUCCUGCUGUAGGAGAAUAUUCUAUAAAGUUUGAUCCUAGAGGAUAUCCACAAUUAAUACAAUGGAAAGGAUCUGUUAAAUAUUUCCGAACAGGGACAUUUAAUGGCCUUUAUUUCACUGGAUAUCCAACCCAGGAAGAUGAAUAUAGACAGGAUUUUGUAUUGGACAAAACCGAGGUGAGUUGGAAGUUUGAAAUACUUGAUAGAUCAAUUUUCUACCUGUAUAAACUACAACCUUCAGGUACUUCAAUAGGUACUAUUUGGAAAAAUCAAACAAGAACUGAGUUGGAACUUGCCACAAUUGAUGGAUACAAUGGGUGUGGAAGUUAUGCCUUUUGCGGUUCAAAUGCUAUAUGCAAGGUUGAUGCUAACCUUGCAUCAUGUGAAUGCCUAAAAGGAUAUGUUCCCAAGUUCCCCCAACAAUGGAAUAUGUCAAAUUGGUCUGAUGGUUGUGUUAGGAAGACUUCACUGGAUUGUAAUAACACUAAUAGCUUCUUAAGGUACACAGAUAUAAAAGUGCCAGACACUUCAUCCUCAUGGUAUAACAAGACCAUGAAUCUCAAGGAAUGUGAAAAUAUUUGCCUAAAAAACUGUUCUUGUGUUGCUUAUGCAAAUUUGGAUAUCCGUAAUGGAGGAAGUGGUUGUCUACUUUGCUUUAAUCAUCUUAUUGACAUGGUACAAUUCUCAAGAGCUGGUCAAGAUAUUUAUAUCAAAGUCCCUACUUCGGAAUUAGGUAAUGACCACGGAAAUUUGAAGAAAAAGAAGGUGCGAAUUGCAGUUGGUGUGAUUAUUUUCGGAUUAAUCACUUGUGUUAGCAUAGUGAUAAUAAAAAAAUCAGGAGUUGCAAGAAUAAUUCAAAGAAAUAGGCAAAGACAGGUCACUGAGCUACCAACAUUUGAUUUCUCAGUCUUAGUUAAAGCAACAGAGAACUUUUCAAGUAGUAACAAACUUGGAGAAGGUGGUUUUGGAUCAGUAUACAAGGGCACACUAACAAAUGGUCAAGAGUUAGCUGUGAAAAGGCUUUCAAAAAAGUCUAAACAAGGUUUAGAAGAGUUUAAAAAUGAAGUGGCAUUGAUAGCCAAACUUCAACAUCGUAAUCUUGUAAAGCUUCUUGGCUGUUGCAUUCAAGGAGUAGAAAAAAUAUUGAUUUAUGAAUACAUGCCAAACAAAAGCUUAGACUACUUUGUUUUUGAUGAAAUCAGAAAGAAGAUGCUAGAUUGGCUUAAGCGUUUCAACAUUAUCAGUGGCAUUGCUCGGGGAUUUCUUUAUCUUCAUCAGGAUUCUAGACUGAGGAUUAUUCAUAGAGACCUAAAAACUAGCAAUAUUCUAUUAGAUGCAAAUUUGAAUCCUAAAAUAUCAGACUUUGGCCUAGCUCGGACAUUCUUAGGUGAUCAGCUCAAGGCUAACACGAACAGGGUAGCUGGAACAUAUGGUUAUAUGCCUCCCGAGUAUGCAGUACAUGGACAAUAUUCAAUGAAGUCUGAUGUUUUUAGCUAUGGUGUCAUACUACUAGAGUUGAUAAGUGGGAAGAAGAAUAGAGAAUUUUCAGAUCCAGAAAACUACCUUAACCUUCUUGGACAUGCAUGGAGAUUAUGGACUGAUGAGAAGCCAUUGGAACUGCUAGAUGAAGUGUUAAAGGAAGGAUGCACACCACUUGAAGUAAAAAGAUGCAUUCAAGUGGGCCUGUUAUGUGUGCAACAAAGACCAGAAGAUAGACCAGACAUGUCAUCAGUGGUUCUAAUGUUGAAUGGUGAGAAAUUACUGCCCAAGCCAAAGGUUCCUGGUUUUUAUACUGAAAGAGGUGUUACAAUUGAAGCAGAUUCUUUGAUGCAAAAUCACACAUUGUUUUCAGCCAAUGAAAUCUCCAUCACAACAUUAUAUGCAAGAUAGAAUAUGAAAGCAAGGCAGGGACAUGAAUUUACCUCAAUAUACAGGAUAAUUAGAUUACUCUAGCAUGUAGAAUAGCUUUACAACCUUUCAACAAUCAACUCUGUAUUUGCUGUGAAUUUCAACUUCAUCUCUUAUUUUCACAUAUCUGUUUAUUUUUCUCCUACACAAGUUACAGCAACAUGCUAAAAGCACAUCUCUUUUUAAAAA
Arachis stenosperma is the source of this 5372-nucleotide messenger RNA. RefSeq lists its product as uncharacterized. Gene Ontology annotation, biological process: recognition of pollen; protein phosphorylation. The coding region runs from base 99 to 5165 and encodes 1688 amino acids. NCBI's taxonomy places the organism in Eukaryota, Viridiplantae, Streptophyta, Magnoliopsida, Fabales, Fabaceae. The transcript has 15 exons. The record is from RefSeq and is a predicted model, not a curated record. Gene Ontology annotation, molecular function: ATP binding; protein kinase activity.